Paramecium sonneborni is the source of this 1345-nucleotide messenger RNA. Lineage: Eukaryota; Ciliophora; Oligohymenophorea; Peniculida; Parameciidae. The record is from the annotation of a GenBank genome assembly.
AUGGAAAAAGUUUUAAGUUAUGAUUAGAUUGUAUAGAAAUUGAUAGAAUUUUGUCAUAAGAAUUAAGAUGAAGAAAUUAGUUAGAUUGAAGCAACUAAAAUAUUGAAUUAGAUGAGUAUUAAAAAUGGACAUUAAGAAUUUAACUAUGAGAUUGCAGUUGAAUUAUUUGAAAGAGUUACUUCUUAUAAUACAUAAUUAACAAUUCAAACAUUAGCCCAUGUAUUAUAUGAAGCUAAUGAUAUAAUAAUAAAUAAAUAUAACCAUGCAAUGAAUAGAGAAAUGUAUAUGGAAGAAUAAAAAGCAUAUCUAAAAUAAAUAAAACCAUAUGAUAAUUCAACAAAUCUUCACAUAAGCUAUGUGAAAAUAUAAGAAACUCAUGUAUAAAGACCAUAUAUAGUUGUUCUUAUAGGAGAAUUUCACCAUGAAAGUGAAAUACAAACAAGGAAUAAUGGAUGGUUUGAAUGGAAUCUUAAUGUUUAAAUUCCAGUUAAAUCUCUUGUAGCAGAUUUAAAAAUAGAAUUAUUAGAAGAUCAUAAUAUAGUUGCAAGUUUACAAUUACCUUUUGAAGCUUUGCCUAUGAAUGAAAUGAAGGAAGCUGAAUUAUAAAUGUAAAAUGUUAAUUGCCACACUUUAAUACAAUUAUAAUGUAUGCUGAUUAUUGGUAACAAUUAUCAGGAGUUAAUUGAUGAAAAAAUGAAUUUCUUAGAAAAUCAAACUUAAAUAUGCUAAGAAGAAUUAUUUCUACUCUAAUCUUAAUUACAUGAAUUAAAUAAACCUUUUUUUAGAGAUGUUAAUAUCUAACCAAAAUAUACUAACUAUUCUAAUAAGUCUAAUUUAAACACUGAAAUCUUUUUAAACAUUCCUGAUAAAAAUAGUCUCUAACCACCCUCUCUUUAAGCAACAGCUUUCAGAAACACUUCAUCAGCAUUAGGAUUCAAAAAGAUUGUAAUUGAGCAAGAGCGUAAAUUACAUUCCUAUCCUAUUAUGGCUAGAAUUGAUCUAUUAGCAACUAUUAUUGCAGUAUCAAUAUUUUAUAAAAUUAUAGGUACUCUCAAUGAUCAUUAAUUUUAUUACUCCCGAUAUAAGUGUUACUUAUAUUAUGAUUAUUGUAUUUUCAAUAAUGUUGAAACAUAAAUACACAUUGAUAUACAUCUUAAUUGUUGUAACUAUAGGGAUUAUUAUUGAAAUCUUUACUUUAAGCCAUUAGCAUCUCAACAUAUUUGCAAUAUUGUUAAUUGUUUUGAAUAUGUUAUUUAAUUUUGGAUUGCUUGUCCUUACAGGUUUAUUAUUAAAUGAUGUCGAAAAUGUGUCUAUUCUUAAAUCAAAGCUUUUACUACCUUUAUGA